Molecule: messenger RNA, 2738 nt
Organism: Engraulis encrasicolus (European anchovy)
Lineage: Eukaryota; Metazoa; Chordata; Actinopteri; Clupeiformes; Engraulidae
Exons: 2
Coding region: 303-1178 (291 amino acids)
Source: RefSeq, a predicted model, not a curated record
AUUAAGUUUCUUCUCGUUUUUCUCCUAAAAGCUUUGUCUGAACUUACAACUACAAACAACUGAUUCGAUGUAGUGUUACUUUAGCGUUACCUUGUUAUCACUCUUACAACAACAUAAGCACAUAGGCUAACCUCCCCACCAUCCAAAUAGAUUUUUGCUUUCCACCAGGCUAGCCUACAUAACUUUUUUUCGCGCCGAGCCCUACUCGGCUUUAGUUUCACCUCACCUCAUAGUCAAUUUUGCAACACUACACCAACUAUCUCGCAAAAAUAACCUUUUCUGCUGCAUCCGCAGACCUAAUUAUGGCCAACUCUACCUGCGCCUGCAGUGAUCUAGCUAAUGCUAAUGAAAGACUAGCCAAAGCCAACAUGACGAUUGAAACACUUAGAAGUGACAUUCGCCGGCUACGUUGCGAGAUAGUCAUAAAAUCCCAUAACACCACGUUGAAACACCAAACCAGUAAUACUAGCGCCAACCUAACUACACUAUCUUUUUUCCCCAGCCACAGCAAACACCAGCCGAAGUCCCCCCCGAAUCCACCGUGCUCCACUCCCGCGCGUCGUAGCUGGACGGAGGUGCCCAAGCCUCUACCACAAAGAGUGCGACCCAGUAGCCGCCGGACCCUCGCUACCCCCAGGCAAAUCACCCGAGAGCAGCCUGCCCAUUCAGAACCCCGGCGACCAUCAACAGUCCUCAUAGGAUCUUCGAUGGUUCGCCACGUAACCCUACGAAACGCCCAGACGUGGUGCCUACCUGGAGCUCUCGUAGCCGAUGUCCAGUCGAAUGUGCCGGACGCGCUGUCACAGUAUCCUACUGCCACAACUCUCAUCGUCCACGCAGGCUCCAAUGACAUCCGGCUGCAGCAGUCUAAAAAACUUGAGUCCGAUUUCCUCUCCCUUAUUAAUACCCUUCGCAGCACUGGAAAAAAAUACGCUAUCUCAGGCCCCAUCCCCUCUGUUUGUUUCUCUGCCUUCCAGUUCUCCCGAAUCCGCCAACUGCACGUCUGGCUGAUGAGACACUGCCGCCAAGAAGCCAUUCCCUACGUUGACAACUUCUCCGCUUUCUGGAACCGCCGAAACCUCUUCGCACGAGAUGGAAGGCACUUAAACAGAUCUGGCGCUCGUCUCCUCGCGACCAACCUAGAGCUGACCCUCGAAGCCCAUCGGUCCUUGGAUUGACUAACAGGUGUUUCAAAUCCAAAGCACUACACCAAUUUAGACACUGCGUGCCCAACAGAGAGUACCCCACUAGCUAUCCACGCUGUCACUACCCGUAGGAAAGCUCGCAGAUAUAGACCCUCUGGUUGUGUACACAACAACCUAAUUACGAUUACACCUGAACGCAUAAACAAUAGCUCUACUACUUUGAAUGUUAAUGCUGCAUUACUUAACGUGCAGUCCUUGACCAACAAAAGCUUCGUAGUAAACCAGCUGGUCUCGGACAAAAACAUAAGCUUUAUGUUUCUUACCGAAACAUGGCUUAAAGACGACGGGGCGGCUACUUUUAUUGAGGCUUGCCCUUCCGAUUACAAAUUCCUUCACGCCCCGAGACCAAAGAAACGAGGCGGAGGCGUAGCCAUACUUUUCUCCAACAAAUUUAAUUGUACUAAGAUGAAUCUGGGCUCUUUCUCUUCAUUUGAAUACAUGGCAAUGAGGGUCCAAGCAAACCUCAAACUGAUUAUUAUUGUUCUGUACCGUCCACCGAAAUUCUCUUCGUCAUUUCUAUCUGAUUUCUCCACCUUCAUGUCGGACGUACUUACUAACUAUGACAAAGCAAUAAUUGCUGGCGACUUUAAUAUCCACGUAAAUAAAUCAGAUGACGCAAUAGCCAAGUCUUUCUUAGACACAUUAAAUGGAUUCGGUCUCGUCCAGAAUGUUACAGAACAGCCUACCCAUCGAAAAGGCAACACACUUGACCUUGUUAUUUCACAUGCGCUUGAUAUCAACAAUAUAUCGGUCACGGACGUCGGCCUCUCCGACCACCACUGUGUGUUUUUUGAUUUUGACAUUUCAACACAAAUUAGCACACCCAACAAUGUCAUUCACAGACGACGCAUUAAUGCCUCUGCUGAGCUUAAGAUUUCAGACCUCAUCAAAUCAGGUGACCUACUAAAUGGUCACUGCACACCUGAUGAAAUGGUUGAUAGCUUCAACAACAACUUAAGAGGAAUUCUAGAUAACAUAGCUCCAAUUAGAACGACGACAAGAACCAGAGCUAGGUAUUCACCUUGGAUGAAUGACUCACUUAGAGCCUUAAAAAGAAAAUGCAGAGUAACCGAGCGUCUUUGGAGGAAAACUAAAUUAGAAGUCCACAGACAAUCCCUUAGGGAUGAGAUCUCCUCCUACAAUAAUGCGGUACGCUCAGAGAGAAAAGCAUAUUUUUCCAAAAUCAUAACAGACAACCAGCAUAAUGCGAAAGUUCUUUUUUCCACUAUUGACCACCUGCUUAAUCCAACACAUAGCAAUAACAACCUAAAUGCAGCAUCACAUGCCAAGUGCGAGGAAUUUGCUAGAUUUUUUAAUAAAAAGAUUGCCGACAUUAGAGAAGGCAUCCAAGGUGGAAACGCAGCAACCUCUGUCGCCCACUCAGGCGAUACACCGAGGGGAGGGUUAAACCCCCCUAGGAGACCUGAGAGCUUCCAAAAGUUUUGUCCAAUUACAGAGGACGACCUCUGUAAAAUAGUCAGGGAAAGUAAGCAGUCUACCUGCAGCCUUGACGCGAUCCCCACAUAUCUGCUA